AUGUUCCCGACGCUGACGCCGCGUAUUGUCGAUCUCUACGGCGCCAGUGGAAGUGCAUACCGUGUAGGAGAAGCAGAAGCGUAUGCUCAAGACCUGGACGAGCUUGAACGCGAGGAAAAAGCACUGGAAAACAUGGUACAGGAGCUGGUGAAUCGUCGAGCACCGGUGCCUAUUGGCGUUAAAUUCCACCGCGAACGAGUCGAAAACACUACACAGCAAGAAGUAGCCGCACGAUCGAAGGGGAUUCAGGGUGGGGAGUUAUGUCAAGAUCGAGAGGCUUCGUUUGUAAGGUCAAGCUCUUCCGAUGGAGAGGGGGAUGAAGAAGAGGAAGAGGAAGGAGGAGAAGCUAUGGACGAGGACGAGUUGGUGAACGAAGAUGACGAGGAAGAAGAGGAGGAAACGACAGCGAGGAGGACGAUUGUUCGUGGGGAAGGACCGCAACGCGGCGAAGACUCGUUCGCACGGGUUUUGUUCGAGUCAGGCGACGACUCGAUGGAGUUGGAGGAACCGGUUCGUCCAAGUGGUUGGAAUUAG
Peronospora matthiolae is the source of this 534-nucleotide messenger RNA. Lineage: Eukaryota; Oomycota; Peronosporomycetes; Peronosporales; Peronosporaceae. The record is from the annotation of a GenBank genome assembly.